AUGGAGAGGAUAACUUGUGCAGCUAGAGAGCCAGGUAUGUCGAUUAAUUUGACAGAUAUUAUGCUCAAAAUGUUGAAUCCAAUUAUCUUUUGGUGUUCAUUGGGAGACAAUUUUAACAAAGAUUAUGUAGAUAGUUUUGUUGGGUUGUUUAAUAAGGCGACGACAUUAAUGGAGUCUAUGUGCUUUGAGGAUUUUUUUCCAUUGCUGAAAUGGGUAGAUGUUUUAAGAGGAUUUGAAGGGAAGCUUAAGAGAACAUCUCAAGAAUUAGAUACUUUCUUGAAUCGAGUCAUUGAUGAUCAUGUUAGUUCCGAGGAACACAGAUGCAAAGAUGACAAGAUGAAUUUUAUUGAUUUGCUUCUUCUUCAUGCUGAAGAUGAUAAUCUUAAUUUGUCUAGAGAUAGUAUCAAGGGGAUUAUAAUGGACAUGUUUGUUGGUGGGAGUGAUACCCCUGCGACUGCCAUAGAGUGGUCUAUGGAAGAGCUUAUAAAGAAUCCAAGGCUAAUGAAGAAAGCACAAGAAAAGUAUGAUUGGAGACGAGGGUGUCCUGGAAUGGCAUUUGGCCUUGCAGUUAUGGAGUUUCUUCUUGCCAACCUCUUGUACCAAUUCAAUUGGGAAUUUCCUGGUGGUGCUAACAGUGAGGAAUUCAACAUGACUGAAGGUUUUGGACUCACGGUUAAUAGGAAGAUGCCUCUUCAUGUUGUUCCAAUAUUGUUUCAUCCAACUUCUUUUUAA
Papaver somniferum (opium poppy) is the source of this 732-nucleotide messenger RNA. RefSeq names its product cytochrome P450 71A1-like. The transcript has 2 exons. NCBI's taxonomy places the organism in Eukaryota, Viridiplantae, Streptophyta, Magnoliopsida, Ranunculales, Papaveraceae. Bases 1 to 732 code for a protein of 243 amino acids. Gene Ontology annotation, molecular function: iron ion binding; monooxygenase activity; heme binding. The record is from RefSeq and is a predicted model, not a curated record.